GUCUUCUUGGUAUCCUGGUUUUUCUCUAUUAUGUAUUAUGCGCUACUGUCCACUUAUUUGUUAUUGCAUUCCUUCAUUUAUCCAUUCCCUUUUGUUCCUAUGGCGUUGUUAUGGCUCUGCUAUUUUGAGGCAUGCCUCCUAAGAGAACUAGGGCUGUUCGUGAAGGCCUUGAUUUUCCGUCGACAUCUGCUGCUUCCCAACGCCCGGGUACAUCUGCUAGGCCUGUUCUACCUUUUUUGCUUCCUUUUCUUCUUUCAUUUUUAGGUGCUUUUGGUGCUUCUGUGCUGCCUCAUCGUACCAUUUUUCUUUACCAAUCUUUUCCCUCCUUUUUAUGCUGCCUCUUUUUUCUUGGUCUUAUUGCUUCUUACCACUUCUUAUUCUUUGCCACCCUAAACUAUAGGCCAACAUUUCUGGCCUAUUGUUUCCCGUUCCGAAUCUAACGCAAACCGUGCAAAGAGAAUACGGUUCAACAAGGCAAGGGUUAUCAUAAGGCAAGGUCUGUGCCCUAUGUGCAUGCCUAUUCUAUCCUUGCACAUGCAUUUAUUCGCAGUUUCCCGUUUAAAUUCGAUGCAUUGUAGGCCUUAUUCCACAGGGCCCACGUAUGGAUCACAUAUUUUCAUUUCCUCAGGAAUACAUUGAUAUAUUGAAAGGUAUACUUUUGUUCCUUCAUAUAGUUCUGUUCCCGCCGCCUUCUAUUUGUUCCUCAUAUUUGUUAUUUACAUAUUUGCUUGCAUUUUUGGUAUGUCUCGCUUUUGUUGUCAUAUAGCUACAUAUAAGGAUCGUUCUUAUUACGGUGGGCCCGAUUAUGCCUGCGAUAGGUGUUCUGCGAUUUUCUGGUACCAAGAGAGGAUUGAGACUCAAAGCUCGAUCAGUCAGCAUCGUACAGUUUACAAGAAUUGCUGUCGUGUUGGGAGAAUAUCAUUACCUAUGCAUAGGCCUUUUCCACCACCGUUGCAGGACCUGAUUCGCUUUGAUGCUGGUUCUCGAUCGAACAGUUUUAUGCGAAUGAUCCGACAAUAUAAUUCUUUGUUUGCCUUCACUUCUCUUGGAGUUGAUGUUGAUAGAUCUAUUAAUACUGGUGAUGGUCCUUAUGUCUUCCGUAUUAAUGGUGUUGUUCAUCAUCGUAUUGGUUCGUUGAUCCCCCCUAUUGGCAAGCGUCCUGAAUACGCACAACUGUACAUCUAUGACACUCUUAAUGAAUUACAAAAUAGAUUGAACAUGUUCCCUGCAGAAGAGGCUGAUAAACCCAAUCCUGAAAUUGUUUCUGACCUUAUUGAUAUGUUGAAUAGGGUCAAUCCAUUCGUCAAGAAAUUUCGAAUGGCAAGAGAUAGACUUAUGUCUCCAAAUGCACCUGAUGUUGCUAUCAAACUUAUCAGUUCUGUAAAAACACAUGAUGAUAGAUAUUCCCUUCCAACUUCUUCUGAAUUAGCAGGAUUACUAAUUGGUGGUUCUUCUGCUAAUACUUCUACUUUCGACGUUGUCGUCGAAGCUCAGCCCUCACAAUUCAAGCAGAUUUCCCCAAUCCAUCCAGUACUCAUGUCUUUGCAAUAUCCCCUAUUGUUUCCGUACGGCGACAAAGGUUUUCAUACUGCUAUCAAGUUGAAGGAAGCUGAUUCAGGUACUGUAGGAUCCCGUGAGGACGUUUCUAUGAUGGAGUUCUAUUGUUACUACAUGCAUUAUCGCAGGCAUGAGCCUAAUCCAGCCACUUGCUGUGGUCGGCUUUCCCAACAAUUUGGUGUCAACGCUUAUUCAUGUGUUGAAGCAAGCCGCCUUUCCUUUCAUUUCUUUAAUCAACACCUCUUACGAUCUGAAACAUAUCAAGGAAUAUCAGAUGCCAUAUGCCACGGUGCUUCCACAGGAAAAGAUGUUGGGAUUAAAAAGAUGUUGCCUUCUAGCUUUAUUGGUAGUAAAAGGUAUAUGCAACAGAAUUAUCAAGAUUGCAUGGCUAUUUGUCGCGUGUAUGGACCGCCCAAUAAAUUCACCACAUUCACUUGCAACCCAAAGUGGCCUGAGAUUAUAGAGGCUAUUCGUUUUGAACCUGGCCAGAAACCAUGUGAUAGAUCAGACAUGGUAGUUCGUGUAUUCCAUAUGAAACUUCAUGAAUAUCUCAAUGAUAUUAAGGAAGAUCGAAUCUUCGGCCCUGUACAUGCAAUGGCGCAUACUAAUGAAUUCCAAAAGCGUGGCCUUCCGCAUUCUCAUAUCCUUGUGUGGCAAUCUGCCACUGGUCGAGACCGAUCCGUUGCUGAUGUUGACCGCUAUAUCUCCGCUGAACUACCUGAUCAGAUCCUAGACCCGUUGGGAUUUUCUUUGGUUCAGGAAUUUAUGACCCAUGGUCCUUGUGGUCCUUCUAAUCCAAAUUCUUCAUGUAUGAAAGAUGGUACAUGUUCUAAAAGGUAUCCUAAAGAUUUUCACUCUGAAACUACCUUUGAUCAACAUGGGUAUCCUAUUUAUCGGCGCAGGAAUAAUGGGGCCAAAGUAUGGAAGCACAAUGUCAACCUUGAUAAUCGUUGGGUUGUACCGCAUAAUCUUGAUGUCCUGAAAAAAUACCAAGCUCAUAUCAACAUUGAAGAAUGCAACCAGUCAUAUUUAGUCAAAUAUCUAUUCAAGUACUGUAACAAAGGUUUUGAUUGUGCAAGGUUCAGUUUUAAGAAAAUCCCUCCCACUUCUGAUCAGCAAGGACUGAACAAUGGAGGCAUAGACGAAAUAGCAGAAUAUAUAAGAUCAAGGUAUUUGUCCUGUUGUGAAGCCACUUGGAGAUUGCUUGGAUUUGAAAUACAUGGUAAAUUCCCACCAGUUGAACGUCUCUGUAUUCACCUUCCUGGAAUGAAUUUUGUUACUGUCCGUGAUGACACUGAUUUGCAGGAAAUCAUUGAUGAUCCUGACUUUCAGAAGAGCAUGUUAAUUGAGUGGUUUGUUGCAAACCGCCGGUAUCCGACAGCUCGCAGCCUUACCUAUUGUGAGUUCCCCUCAAAAUACACAUGGGAUGCUGACCAUAAGCUCUGGAAACCAAGGAAAAGAGGCAUCAAGAUUGGUAGAUUGCGCUAUGUUCAUCCUAGCACUGAUGAAACUUUUUAUCUUCGCAUGCUUUUGAUGGUUGUUCGUGGUGCCAUGAGUUAUGAAGAUGUCAGGACAUAUGAAGGCAUUGUCUAUCCAACAUACCGUGGUGCAUGCCAAGCUCGAGGCUUGAUAGGAUGCAAUACUCGCUUCUCAAAGACGUGACAUCCGACUCACAUCAAUGGCAAGUCAGAACAAGGGUACUCCGAUUCUCUGAGUAUGUCAACAAAGCUCAACCGGCUAAAGUCCUAAGGCUUGAUCUCAUACUUCUUGAUGAACAGGGAACUGCCAUGGAAGGCUAGAUCCCCGAAAAUUGGGUUCAACAAUUUAAGCCAAUUCUAAAAGAAAAUUCCGUUUACUAUAUCCAAUAUUUUCAAGUACGUCCUGCCCGUACAAU
This is a messenger RNA of Phragmites australis (common reed), 3451 nucleotides long. Its product is annotated as replication protein A 70 kDa DNA-binding subunit B-like. Gene Ontology annotation, biological process: DNA replication; DNA recombination; DNA repair. The record is from RefSeq and is a predicted model, not a curated record. Gene Ontology annotation, cellular component: nucleus. The transcript has 4 exons. Bases 742 to 3219 code for a protein of 825 amino acids. Gene Ontology annotation, molecular function: DNA binding. NCBI's taxonomy places the organism in Eukaryota, Viridiplantae, Streptophyta, Magnoliopsida, Poales, Poaceae.